Messenger RNA from Seminavis robusta, 1878 nucleotides. NCBI's taxonomy places the organism in Eukaryota, Bacillariophyta, Bacillariophyceae, Naviculales, Naviculaceae. The record is from the annotation of a GenBank genome assembly.
AUGGCCUUUAUUCCGUUUUCGGCUACCCCAAAGAGCAUAUCCACUACUCGGACCAUUCUACAUUCCGUCUCCCCCGAUUUAUCGGCCGAAGAAGCGUUGGCUCGUACCAAGGCUCAUUUGGUAAAGCUGCAACGACGCCAACCCUCCACGGACAAUAACAACGAGAAUAACAAGUUGCAUCCCCAGCAACGGCAGAGUAUUGCUCAAGAAACGCUGUAUCAAGAAUACAUUUUGCAAUCUGCCAAUUCGUUAAAACAAGAACUCCAAAGUCUUCGACUCAACACCAAGGGACGAAAACCAGAUUUGGCUAGACGAUUGGCACAAUAUAAAAUCCUGAAAGAUACCCAAAAAGAGGAUAAUGGCGUGGAUGUGGUAGAACAAGGAUCUCUGGUGACGGAUCAUGAUACUGAUAGUGCAGCAACAACCGGCGAUGUGCCAUAUCCCGUCUCGUUUGCGGGUAUUCCACUGUCCCGAACCGCCGCCACGGCCCUACAUCAAGCAGGAUUCUUGAAGCAACCCAGUCCCAUUCAAGCGGCUGCUAUUCCGGCCAUGGACCAAGGAGAAUCCAUCCUCUUGCACGCACCCACAGGAAGUGGAAAAACCAUUGCCUACGUGCUACCCAUUACCGAAUUCUUGUGGCAAAGUGAUCCACAAUCAGACUUUUUUGCUGUGAUUGCCACUCCCACUCGCGAAUUGGCCGCACAAGUCGCAGGAGUCGCCAGUACGUUGGCACCACCGGGCAGUGUCCGAUUGUUGUCGCAUCCGUCCAAUCUCAUGAAAAAUGGUUCCAAGGAUCAAAAAGUUCGAAACGACGACACGGAGGGCAUGCCACGAAUUAUUGUGGGAACUGCCAAGACCAUUGUGCACAGUCUGUACGGCAAUGAGGAUUUUCCCAGUUCUCCCACACCCAAACCAUUGGCCAUGCAAUUUCUCAAAUCGGUACGAGUCUUGGUCUUGGACGAAGUCGAUCGAUUGUUGGCUACGAACAGCAAUAGCAAUAGUAAGAAACGCGGCAAUUCACAACACGAACACGAAAAACCGGCUGCCAUUUUGGCCGCCGCCGUGGCACGGCAUACACUGGGACAAUCCCAAGUGGUGGCCGCCAGUGCCACGGUUGGACGACCUCUGAAACGAGAAUUGGCACGAGUGUUGGGAUUGCCGCCGCCGCAGGGACCUCGGGUCAUUGUGGCGCAAAGUACCAUUGCCGGCAGCAACAAAGACGAAGAGGAUGCUACUACCCCAACAGGUUCCUCGCGACUCGUCACCAUUCCCGAUACUGUAGAGCAUUACAUUUCGGCUGUCACCCCGAACGAAGAAGAUGGCAAUCACGAUACCGCUUCAUCGGGACAAUUGCUCAUUCAAGCCUAUCAAGUCAUUCAAGAUAUUGUGGCGACGGCGGCAAAAAGCAAACAACAAUCGACACGCAUCCUGUUGGUGUUGGCGCGAGGAUUUGGAAUUUCCACCCAACAAGUUAUUGGAGCCUUGAAGCAUUUCAACUGUCAACCAGAACCACAGUCCUUGCUGGACGCCUUGCACGAAAAUGCCUUGGAAGGGACCGAUCACAUGAUGCAAGUCCAUCGAAAAGUGAGUGGUGCCACCGGUGUGGGACAGAAGUCGACCAGUGUUGCCGUGGAAGAAUCCCUGUGGGUCACCGGAGAAGAUACCGUGCGAGGAUUGCAUCUGGACGGAUUGGAUGCGGUCGUCCUAGUGGGAAGACCCAAAGGACCCGAUGAAUACACACAUAUUGCUGGACGGACCGGACGAGCGGGAAAAUCGGGCACGGUCGUGGCUGUGGUGGCAGACACGCAAGCGCCACUCCUCCGGGCAUGGGAGACGAUGCUUCAGAUGGAGUGGAAAGAUUACGAAACAACGGACUAA